Molecule: messenger RNA, 2105 nt
Organism: Xiphophorus hellerii (green swordtail)
Lineage: Eukaryota; Metazoa; Chordata; Actinopteri; Cyprinodontiformes; Poeciliidae
Gene: xylb
Product: xylulokinase homolog (H. influenzae)
Exons: 21
Coding region: 334-1938 (534 amino acids)
Biological process (GO): xylulose metabolic process; D-xylose metabolic process; phosphorylation
Cellular component (GO): cytosol
Molecular function (GO): D-xylulokinase activity
Source: RefSeq, a predicted model, not a curated record
CGAGAGGUCUCACUCUGAGAGGCUUUACAUAACCCGCUGCUCAGAAAGGGGCGGAGAAGCAGCGGCACAGAAAAACCAAGGCAUCUCAACAAGCAGAGACGAUCUUUGUAUAAACCUGUUGGAUAAAUCAUCAGAAACAUUAAAGAUUAUAAUCUGGACCAGAAGGACGUUCAGCUGUUGGAACAUGUGGAAGAGACACAGAGAGGACAGAGGACACAUGUCCAUCAGCUGGAGACGUCACUGAACAGAAGCUAUUAAAGAACCAAACCCAGAAUUUACCUGUCCCCUCACCUGUCCUCAGCAGCGCUCAGUGCGCAUGCGCCUGUCCUCAGCAUGGCAGCAGCAGAACCGGACUCUCCUCUCUACCUGGGCCUGGACUUCAGCACCCAGCAGCUGAAGGCGGUGGCCAUCGAUGGAGCCCUGGGCCCGGUCCAUCAGGACAGCGUGCAGUUCGACUCUGAGCUACCUGAGUUCAGGACUCAGGGAGGAGUUCACAUCCAUCCUGACGGACUGACGGUCACCUCACCUGUGCUCAUGUGGGUCAAGGCUCUGGACCUGCUGCUGGACAGGAUGAAGGCGGCGGGAUUCGGGUUCUCCCGGGUCCGGGCGCUGUCUGGUUCCGGCCAGCAACAUGGCGCCGUGUUCUGGAGGACCGGAGCGGCUCGGACUCUGGCCCAGCUGGACCCGGGUCAGAACCUGCACCAGCAGCUGAAGGACAGCUUCUCGGUGCAGGACAGUCCCGUGUGGAUGGACUCCAGCAGCGGGCCGCAGUGUGACGCCCUGCAGGAGGCAGCAGGGGGCGCCAUGAGGCUGGCAGACAUCACUGGAUCCCGAGCCUACGAGCGCUUCACAGGAAACCAGAUCUCCAAAGUGCGGCAGACCCGACCGGACCAGUUCCAGGACACUGAGAGGAUCUCAUUGGUCAGCAGCUUUGGGGCGUCUCUCUUCUUGGGUCGCUACGCUGCCAUCGACUACAGCGAUGGUUCUGGGAUGAAUCUGUUGGACAUCCGGGACAGGAAGUGGUCUCAGGUCUGCCUGGACGCCACAGCAACCAACCUGGAGCGCCUGCUGGGAGAGCCGUGUCUGUCCACCGCCGUCCUGGGCCCGGUCUCGUCCUUCCUGCAGCGUCGCUACGGUUUCUCUGGGAGCUGCAGCGUCGUGGCGUUCACUGGAGACAACCCAGCGUCUCUGGCAGGAAUGUGUCUCCAUCAGGGGGACAUCGCGGUCAGUCUGGGGACGAGCGACACGCUCUUCCUGUCCCUCGCUGAGCCGCGUCCGUCCCUGGAGGGACACGUCUUCUGCAGCCCGGUGGAGCCGGACGGCUUCAUGGCUCUGCUCUGCUUUAAGAACGGUUCUCUGACCCGGGAACGAGUCCGGGACCGCUGCUGCUCCGGGUCCUGGGACGUUUUCUCCCAGGCGCUGGACGGGACGCCGCUGGGGAACCACGGCAACAUCGGCUUUUAUUUUGACACCAUGGAGAUCACGCCUCCCGCCGUCGGUCUGCAUCGCUUCGAUGCCAACGACCGCCAGGUGUCCUCCUGGAGUCCAGAACUGGAGGUCCGGGCUCUGGUGGAGGGACAGUUUCUGUCCCGCCGGCUCCACGCUGAGAGACUCGGAUACUCCAUCGGGUCUGCCAGUCGGGUUCUGGCCACCGGCGGCGCUUCGGCCAACAGGCAGAUCCUGCAGGUUCUGUCCGACGUCUUCAACGCUCCGGUUUACACCAUCGACCUGUCGGACUCCGCCUGCUUAGGCUCCGCCUACCGAGCCCUCCAUGGUUUAGUGGCCGAUUCUGGAGUUUCCUUCCUGGACCUGCUGAGCAACGCUCCAGAACCUCAGCAGGUGUGCCGCCCGCACCGCACCGCUCCGCAGGUUUACGACCCGAUGUUGAGGCGCUACGCUGAGCUGGAGCAGAAGGUUCUGGAGAAGAGCCGCACCUGAGACCGGCCGGCCAAUCAGGAGGCUGCGUUUUACCUCCUGGUUACCAUGGUGACUGGUUCUGCUCUCUGAUUGGACGGAUCCGAUGGUUCUGGAUCCUCCGGAGGGAAACGGGUCAAACUGAUUUCUGUCAUUUCUACUUUCUAAUAAUAAAAUCAGAUUGAAAACAA